GAGUUUAUUAAAGCAAGAACUUUUUGUCCAGUAAUAGUAGUAUUAAUUAAGUAUGAGACAAAGCUACCGCAGGCGGCGAUAAUUAAUUAGUCCCAAUUUUCAAGAAAAUGCUAUUCAACAUACCUAAUCAUACCUCCAUAAGCAUUUUACCAGUUUCGAUUCGCUAUAUCAACGCCUAUUCCUUACGACCAUCAUUUUACUACUCCUGCUCACUACACUUACCCAAAUUCAGGCCUUUUUUUCACCCCUCUCCCCUCCUAUCAAAGCAAUCUCCAUCCCCCCUUCUGCCUUUUCCCCAAAACCCUAAAACUAAAAUCAAUUCAAUUCCGUUCAUAUGGAAUUUGUUAGGUAAUUAAUCGUACGGUACCCGGAAGUCGUACAGGUGGGGCCGGGGGAGGAGGGUGAUAUCCAGAAGUGUGGAUUGAUUAUACAGGGAAGGAGAGGAGGGAGUUGGGUGGAAAUGCCAAGCGUGGCGGUGAAAUUAUACAGUGUUUUUUUCAAGUUUUUAUUAAAGCAUCGGUUACAGAACCGAAGCCAAAUCCCUAUAAAUGAUCCCAAUGAGGGUACUUCUUUCGGCGUUACGUCACGUCCAGAUGAGGAAUCUACGGCUGCUUCAAAUCCUUCUUUUACCGACGGCGUUGCCACCAAGGACAUACAUAUAGAUCCCACCACCUCUGUUUCUAUUCGGAUUUUUCUACCCGAGACUUGUCUAGGUUCCCCUGAUUCGGAUUUGAGGGGACAAUCGAAAUCUAGGGUUAAGGCUUUAUCGGGAUCCGAUCUGCGGCGAAAUAGCUAUGGUGCGGCGACGACUGACAAUGUGACGGAUAAUCAUUAUAGGAAUAGUUUUAGGAGAAAUAGCUAUGGAUGUAAUGUGGAUGAUCUCGCUUUGAAAUCUGAAAAUGGGGCUUAUAGAGGAUAUGCUCCUUCCGGUAAAAAUUGUAGGAAGUUGCCGGUUAUGUUGCAGUUUCAUGGUGGAGGAUUUGUGAGUGGGAGUAAUGAUUCUGUUUCGAAUGAUUUCUUUUGUAGAAGAAUUGCAAAGCUUUGUGAUGUCAUUGUUUUAGCGGUUGGGUAUAGGUUAUCGCCUGAGAAUAGAUAUCCAGCAGCAUUUGAGGAUGGGUUGAAGGCGUUGCAUUGGCUGGCGAAGCAGGCUAAUUUGGCUGAAUGUAGAAAGUCCUUGGGGGAUAAACGUGGUGGAACAGAUAUGAAAAAAACUGAUUCUCACGGGCACAUAGCAGAUGCCUUUGGAGCAUCAAUGGCGGAACCUUGGUUGGCUGCUCAUGGAGAUCCAUCGAGGUGUGUUCUCCUUGGAGUGAGUUGUGGAGGAAAUAUAGCUGAUUAUGUGGUCCGGAAGGCAGUAGAAGCAGGCAACCUUUUGGACCCAGUCAAGGUGGUGGCACAGGUCUUGAUGUAUCCAUUUUUCAUUGGCAAUGUUCCUACUCAUUCCGAGAUAAAGCUAGCAAAUUCCUAUUUCUAUGACAAGGCGAUGUGCAUACUUGCCUGGAAAUUAUUUUUACCUGAAGGAGAGUUUGACUUGGAUCACCCUGCUGCUAACCCACUCGUCACUGGGAGAGAAGGACCUGCUUUAAAACGAAUGCCCCCAACAUUGACAAUUGUAGCAGAGCAUGACUGGAUGAGAGAUCGGGCUAUUGCUUAUUCAGAGGAACUCCGGAAAGUAAAUGUUGAUGCUCCUGUUCUUGAAUAUAAGGAUGCUGUUCAUGAGUUUGCAACUCUUGACAUGCUUCUCAAGACCCCUCAGGCUCAGGCUUGUGCUGAGGAUAUUGCCAUCUGGGUAAAGAAACACAUUUCACUUCGAGGUCAUGAAUUUUCAUAUUGAGUUGGAUAGAUGGUCUUGUAUAGCAGCAGCAUCUUUGGACAAAUGAUCCUUGUGAUUUGAGGUUCACCAUAUAUUGCUUUUAAGUUUCAUCACAAUUCUUUUUUCCUUGGAAUGUUUCUUUUGUAAAAUAGAUGUGAUUUGCCAGAAAAUAGGGAUUAGCUGAGUUUUGAGCCACGAAUUCCUCCUAUUUUGAGUUAAGCAUGUAUGUGUUAUCCUUGUAAACAUUUUUCCCUGUAUCAGAGAUUUCUCUGUCGUUAGCAGAUAAUGGAAGAGAUGUAUUCCGCUUUA
Messenger RNA from Capsicum annuum, 2122 nucleotides. RefSeq names its product probable carboxylesterase 16. The record is from RefSeq and is a predicted model, not a curated record. Bases 461 to 1834 code for a protein of 457 amino acids. Lineage: Eukaryota; Viridiplantae; Streptophyta; Magnoliopsida; Solanales; Solanaceae. Gene Ontology annotation, molecular function: hydrolase activity. The transcript is spliced from 2 exons.